Molecule: messenger RNA, 219 nt
Organism: Thlaspi arvense
Lineage: Eukaryota; Viridiplantae; Streptophyta; Magnoliopsida; Brassicales; Brassicaceae
Source: the annotation of a GenBank genome assembly
AUGGCCAAAGAAAUGAGUGGGUCCCACAACACUCACUUUUGCUUUCCCCAGACUCUAGAUGCUAUAAAAAAGUUAUGUCCAAAAAGAGCUCUGUUAAUUGGGAUGACGCAUGAGUUUGAUCACCACAAAGACAAUGAAUUUCUCAAGGAAUGGUCAGAAAGAGAAGGGAUCCCUGUUCAACUUGCACAUGAUGGGUUGAGAAUCCCUGUAAGCCUUUAA